AUGGACGACCUCUACGACGAGUUCGGAAACUUCAUAGGCGAGGCCGAGUCCGAGGAAGAGUCGGACCAUGGCGUGCAGGCAGCAGACGCGUACGUCUACGAUGACCAGCCGAUAGACGAGGAUGAGGAGGAAGCACGGGACCAGCAGCUCAUGGAGGUGGACGCCGAUGGACCCUCCAAUGCUGUAGUACUGCACGAGGACAAGCAAUACUAUCCCACAGCGCAACAAGUAUACGGGCCGGAUGUGGAGACAUUGGUGCAAGAGGAGGAUACGCAGUCGCUGUCGCAACCCAUUAUAGCGCCCGUGGUGCAGAAGAAGUUCACAGUCCAGGAGGCCGACCUGCCGCCGGUGUUCUUUAAGCGGGAGUUCAUGACGGAUCUGAUGAACUUGCCCGAGCAGAUACGGAAUGUGGCGGUCGCUGGGCAUCUGCACCAUGGCAAGACAGCGUUCAUGGAUAUGCUAGUUCUGGAGACACAUGAUAUCCAGGACCGGCUGGAGAAGAAGACAGGCAGGAAGCGGGACGAGCAGCUGCGGUAUACGGAUGUGCAUGUGCUGGAGCGGGAAAGGGGGCUGUCGAUCAAGGCAUCGCCGAUGAGCCUGGUCUUGCAGGGGACAAAGGGCAAAUCGCAUCUGUUCAACAUCAUAGACACACCCGGACAUGUGAACUUCGUCGACGAGGUCGCCUCAUCACUACGGCUUGUUGACGGUGUGGUUCUUGUUGUCGAUGUUGUCGAAGGUGUUCAGGUGAACACUGAGCAGAUCAUUAAGCACGCCAUACUAGAAGACUUACCGCUGGUUCUGGUGGUCAACAAAAUGGAUCGGUUAAUACUGGAACUUAAGCUUCCGCCAGCAGACGCCUACUUCAAGCUCAAACAUGUCAUCGAGGAGGUCAAUACGGUGAUAGAAAACACCAUACCCGGGCGAGGCGAGAGGCGGCGUGUGAGUCCUGAGAAAGGCAACGUCGCGUUUGCUUGUACAAGCAUGGGGUGGUGUUUCACCUUACAAUCAUUUGCAAAGAUGUACGCGGACAGCUACGAAAAAGUCAAUGCUGAUGAUUUUGCUUUGCGGCUAUGGGGCGACAUCUUCUUCAAUCCGCGAAGUCGCAAAUUCACGCGAAAGGCCAUGGAAGACGGGUCGAAGCGAUCAUUUGUCAACUUCGUUCUUGAGCCGAUUUACAAGCUGUACUCGCACACAAUCAGCGAGAGCCCAGAGGACCUCAAGGAUACAUUGGCUACGCUGGGCAUCCAUCUCAAGCCGUCACAGUACAAAAUCGAUGCGAAAGACCUCCUGAAGCUAGUAUGCGGACAGUUCUUCGGUCCAGCACACGGCUUCGUGGACAUGGUAGUCGAGCACAUCCCCUCGCCUCUCUCUGGUGCCCAGCGAUUGCUCGAGCGCUACUACGCCGGCCCCCUCGACACGACAACCGCCACCGCAAUGUCAUCCUGCGAUCAAGAUGGCCCACUCAUCGUCCACAUCACCAAGCUCUUCAACACCACCGACGCAAAAGCCUUCCACGCCCUCGGCCGCGUCAUGAGCGGCACCGCGCGGCCCGGCGACGCCGUUCGCGUCCUAGGCGAGGGCUACACGCUCGAGGACGAAGAGGACAUGGUGUCCGCCGUCAUCGACAACACCUUCAUCGGCAACUCGCGCUACAACAUCCCUGUCAGCGGCGUCCCGGCUGGGAACUGGGUCCUGAUGUCGGGUGUGGAUAACUCCAUUGUCAAGACCGCCACGCUCGUCGCGCCGAAGCUGCCUAAUGGCGAAGACGCGUACAUCUUUAGGCCGGUCAAGCACUUCUUCGAGAGCGUUUUCAAGGUCGCAGUCGAGCCAAUCAACCCAUCUGAGCUCCCGAAGAUGCUGGACGGGCUGCGCAAGAUCAACAAAUCUUACCCGCUCGUGACGACGAAGGUCGAGGAGUCGGGCGAGCACGUUGUUCUUGGCACUGGGGAGCUCUAUAUGGACUGCGUGCUGCACGACCUCCGUCGUCUCUACGCCGAAAUGGAGAUCAAGGUCUCCGACCCCGUGACCAGGUUCUGCGAGACGGUGGUUGAGACGAGCGCGAUAAAAUGCUAUGCCCUGACGCCGAACAAGAAAAACAAGUUGACCAUGGUUGCCGAACCGCUGGACCCGGGCAUCGCGGAGGACAUCGAGGCCGGCAAGGUCAACAUCAAGGAUCCGGUGCGGAAGGUGGGCAAGUUCUUCGAGGAGAACUACGGCUAUGACUUGCUGGCCUCCAGGAACAUCUGGGCGUUCGGACCGGAUGAUAUGGGUCCCAAUAUUCUGCAGAACGACACGCUGCCGAGUGAUGUAGAUCAGAAACUGCUAAAGUCCGUCAGGGACAGCAUCAAACAGGGGUUCAGCUGGGCGACUAGAGAGGGUCCGCUGUGCGAGGAGCCGAUUCGGAACACUAAAUUCCGCAUCAUGGAUGUGAGUCUGGCGCCGGAACCGAUACUAAGGGGUGGCGGGCAGAUCAUCCCAACAGCGAGGAGGGCCGCGUACUCGAGUUUUCUGAUGGCGAGCCCGAGGCUCAUGGAGCCGGUGUACGAGUGCAGCAUGAUUGGUCCUGCGGAUGCGGUGAGCUCGCUGUACACGGUGCUGGCGAGGAGGAGAGGGCACGUGCUGCAGGAUGGGCCGAUUGCUGGGACGCCGUUGUACAGUGUUAAGGGGUUAAUACCUGUCAUUGACUCGUUUGGUUUUGAGACAGAUCUUAGGAUCCAUACUCAGGGCCAAGCAACCGUGUCCCUUGUUUUCGACAGGUGGUCCAUCGUUCCCGGUGAUCCGCUGGACAAAGACAUCAAGCUUCGCCCGCUUGAGCCGGCGUCUGCGCAAGCUACUGCGAGGGAUUUUGUACUCAAGACAAGGAGGAGGAAGGGCCUGGCGGAGGACGUGACGAUCAGCAAGUUCUUGGAACCGGAGCUAUUUAGGAGUCUGAAGGAGAGUGGGAUUCUGGACGGUUGA
Messenger RNA from Coniosporium apollinis CBS 100218, 2958 nucleotides. RefSeq names its product elongation factor EF-2. The transcript is spliced from 2 exons. The record is from RefSeq and is a predicted model, not a curated record. Gene Ontology annotation, biological process: mRNA splicing, via spliceosome. The coding region runs from base 1 to 2958 and encodes 985 amino acids. Gene Ontology annotation, molecular function: translation elongation factor activity; U5 snRNA binding; GTP binding. Gene Ontology annotation, cellular component: U2-type catalytic step 2 spliceosome; cytosol; U4/U6 x U5 tri-snRNP complex. Lineage: Eukaryota; Fungi; Ascomycota; Dothideomycetes.